This is a messenger RNA of Phytophthora infestans T30-4, 999 nucleotides long. RefSeq names its product GPI-anchor transamidase, putative. The transcript is spliced from 10 exons. Gene Ontology annotation, cellular component: GPI-anchor transamidase complex. Gene Ontology annotation, molecular function: GPI-anchor transamidase activity. The record is from RefSeq and is a predicted model, not a curated record. Gene Ontology annotation, biological process: protein localization to cell surface; proteolysis; attachment of GPI anchor to protein. The coding region runs from base 1 to 999 and encodes 332 amino acids. NCBI's taxonomy places the organism in Eukaryota, Oomycota, Peronosporomycetes, Peronosporales, Peronosporaceae.
AUGACGACGCUCUCGCUCUCGUUCUGGGUGCCGCUGCUGCUGCUACUAAGCUGCGUUUUCGGGGAGCACUACCACCGCCACACGAAUAAUUGGGCGGUGAUUGUUGAUACGUCUCGCUUCUGGAGCAACUACAGACACGUGGCCAAUGCACUGUCGCUUUAUCACUCUGUUAAGCGUCUCGGUAUCCCGGACAGUCAGAUCAUCCUAAUGCUGGCGGACCAAAUGCCAUGCAAUGCUCGCAACUGUUUCCCAGGACAAGUGUUCAAUAGUCGAACGCAGAAGAUCAACCUCUAUGGUAAGAACGUCGAAGUAGACUAUCGCGGUUCGGAGGUGUCGGUCGCCAACUUUAUCACCGUCCUAACGGGCCGCCAUGAGCCUGGGACGCCUGCAUCGAAGAAGUUGGACACGGACGAGAACAGCAACAUCUUCCUUUACAUGUCCGGACACGGUGGCGACGGGUUUCUGAAAUUCCAGGACUUUGAAGAGAUGUCGAGCCAGGACCUUGCCGACUCUAUUCAGGAAAUGCAUGUCAAGAAGCGCUACAACGAAAUCUUCUUCAUGGUCGACACAUGUCAGGCAGGCUCGCUGUCCAAUGCUCUCGAAUCCCCCAAAGUGGUAACCAUCGGCAGCUCGCAGACAGGCGAGAACUCGUACGCCCACCACUCCGACUUUGAGUUGGGGCUCUCUGUCAUCGAUCGCUUUACCUUCUCGACGCUGGACUACCUCCAACGCAUGAAGGUCGGCGACUCCAUCCGCAACGGGACUCUCCGGGACCUCUUCAACUUUUACGACCCGAAAAUGCUUCUGUCGACACCUGACUACCGAACUGACAUCUUAGGCCGCUCCAUUGACGAGGUACCCAUCACAGACUUCCUCGGUUCAAUGCUGGAUGUGCAUCUUCACUUCGACGACGAAGCCUUUGAGUUUACCAACGACUUUUUCUUCGGAGUCGCUGCAGCUGUGAUCGGUGCCGUGGUCGUGACCACGAAAGCGAUCUAA